UUGCUGCCAGGUACUCUCAAUGUUUUAAUUCUAAUUCUCUCCAAAACAUUGAAUAAUCUUUUUGACACCACAGCCUAACUAGUACGCUAAAAAAAAUGCUUCCCGGAUGCUAUUAGUUUCUUUCAGACUUUAACAUCCAAGCGCGUUAUUUACUUUCUUAAAAGCGCAAAGGCAGGUGGGCAAAUUUCGAUAUUAUUUUCUAGAAAUAUCCCUUGUGUUUCUUUYGCCUUUUCUGCGCUUUUCUGUGCCAUUUCUUUGUUUUUUCGUUCGCCAUUGUAUUCGUUUCCUCUACGCGUUUCAUCUGUUGAGUUAUUUUUGUUUUGUGACAGACGACGCUGCCAUGGAUUAUACAUCCCCAUCUUCUAAUUAACGAGUAAUACGUCAUUCGAUCUCAUCAGCCGAUAAGGCCAACCGACCAUAGCUCAGUAAGACACUUUAGCUCAUAUUGACACUUGACGUAUUGCACGGCGUAAAAAAAAUAUAGGAACUCUCGCAACGCUCAAUAUCAUUCUAGCCGUUAAGAUGAACAGUUCAAAUUCCUCACAAGGAUGUGCUCCUCAUGUGAUCACCAGCCAUGAGAUCGUUGCAAAGAUUCUUGCGCUUUCAGUCAUCGCCGUGUUCGAUUUUCUGGGGAACGUUUUGACAAUUGUUGUGGUUUGCCGUGAGAAAUCACUCCAUAACACCGUGAACUACCUCAUGGUGAACAUGGCCAUUUCAGAUCUCAUUAUUCCACUCAUUGCUCUUCCGCAUAUGAUCUUCGACUUGGCAAACUCGAUGGAUCUCGGCAUGUGGACUGUGAACGGGGAUUUUGGAAUUGUUUUGUGCAAGCUGUUUUUCUUCGUGGCUGAUAUUUCUCCAUCAGUGUCCAUUCUCAGCCUUGUGAUCAUUACCGUGGAUCGUUUUUUUGCGGUAAUGUUUCCGUUAAGAGCAGGCAUUGCUCCGUUAAAGCGUGUUAACAAAGUCUUGAUUGCGCUGACAUGGAUCGUGCCGGCCCUCUUCCUGACUCCAAAUUUAUACAGCUACAACUUAAUAGAGCACAAUGACCAAACGUUUUGUCUUUCUCGCUUUAGUGAAAAUCCCGUUGAAGAGUUUAAAAUCCAGAAAAUAUUGUACACUCUGAUAGUUGUUUUCUUCAUCAUUCUUCCAUUCUUCGUGUUGAUAAUAAUGUACACGAUGAUUUUACUGAAACUGAGGCAACAGGACCGCUCCGCAAUGGCRAUGUCUCAAUCGAAGAAAGAGCGCGUUAUUCGAUUCCAGAAAACACGGCGGGUUGUGUUCAUGGCUCUGACUGUGAUCGUCGUGUUUGCGGUGUGUUGGAUGCCGCUAAACGCAUUUGUAUUUCUGAUCUACCACGUCUGGGAGCCAAGCGACCGGGAGAACAUGUGUUUCUUGAAUAUCUUGAUCUUCGUGGUCCGAUUCCUUGGCUACGCCAAUCCGCUUUUCAACCCAGUCAUAUAUUUUAUUUUUAUCGAGAAAUUCAGAAGAGGAUUGCUCAACUGUCUUACGUGCCGUAAAAGAAUGCCAAUCGUGACAAUGAUGAACAGUGAUGGCAGAGAGAACUCGGGACGUGUCAUGAGCAAAUCGAUGGCGGUUUUUGAUGGUGGAAGCCCGCGCACUAGGGCCUCGUCUGGYGUUUCACUGCAAUUACAAACCCAUAAACUCUAGGUCGGGGGUUCGAUGGGUAUGAGAAUAACCUGUGUAUUUCAUUAAGCAGAGGUUAUCGGGAGUUCUACAUCUUAUUGAAAAACAAAGUCGCGGUCGUGACCGCCGACURGAAUCCAAAUGCUUAUCGAUUUCUAAUCGAUUUUGAAUUGAGAAAAGAGGAAAUACUUAAGAAGAAAGCUCCACAUAAUUGUAAAACUUGAAAAAUUGUAUUCGAGGGUGAAGGAUAAGAAGUAAGAAAAAGUCAAAAGGGUGAUGUUCUUACGUAUUUAGUGCGGGUUUUUUUCACUGUCAUUCAAAAGUUGUCUUUUCAUGUGGUAACCUUGAUGCAAGAUGGUGUAUAAAAGAUCGAAAAGCAAGCAAAAUUUUGGGGAAACGUUUUGAUCACCAAAUGAGAUCGUAUCUAUAAACAAAUUCAACGAUCAUAUGAUAAAAGUGAGAUACUCCAAAGUGGAAUUAAAAAAAUGAAUGAGAUUAAAAAAAUGAAUGAGAUUUAAAAAAUGAAUGAGAGCGAAUAGGAUGAGCGAAUGUAAUGGAAAGUUUAAAGUUUUAUUUAAGUGACAUGUAGAAUUUGAUUAACCACUAAAUGUUAAAUCCAAUAUGUCAUAAAUAUUUACCGAAACUGGUUUGUUUCAAUCAAAAUUAUUUAGAAAACAUUAUUGUGACAUAUUUCAAAAUGAACAAAAAAAAAUUAAAAUGAAACAGGAAUCGAAGAAAAUAAUGCUCUUCCGAAAACAAGUCACUCCUGCUCGAGAAUUUCCGAAAGCAAGUCAUUGUUGCCGCGACCAUAAUCUUAAUAAAUAAUUAUAAUGAACUUAACCUUUUGUUUUUGGAAAUUCGUUGUUGUAAGCUUUUCGAUGUAAUUGUAAUUCUGUCAUGAUCAUCAAGUGUUUCAGUGCUCGAUUCGUYAACUUUAAGUGAAUAAUUUUCUCUUAUAAAUAACAGGAAACACUACUUCAAUAAUAUCGCUGUUACUUCGCCCGUAGCGCGUCAUGCACAGGGCGCCUUUUAAUAAACAUUGUCGGAAAAAAACUCUUCCUCGUUUUGGCAUUGACAUUGAGACAGAAUCUUACCGGUUCUUUGGUUAUGUCACCAUGUCAAUUGACUUAAGGUGCAUUUAACGACGAGCUUUGACCUGUUAAACAAGAAAUUUUACCACKGAMAAAAACUGAAAUUGCUUGUUUGAAAAAAAUGUUAUAUUAUCUUUMUUGUUGUUCAAAAUAAUCACUAUAAUUGCUCUGUAUUGUAAACAUAACUGUAAACAAAAUUUCCUCUUUGAAAAUGUGCAUUUUUUAAUGAAAUUUUUUUUUUUUACUCAAUGGUUCUUUCCAUGAAUGACCACGGCGAAGUGAAAAAUAUUCUUUUGAUCAUAAUGCGCAUAAAGCUGUUUUUACUUUAUUUUUCAAAUUAAUCUUCUUAUUUAUUUUUUUAUACUGCGCUGUCAUAUUCGGAAAUACCAUGGAAAGAAUCUCGCUUGAUUGAAUCUUGUUUAUUGUAUAGGGUCAAACCGCACAAUGUCGUCAAUUCAGAAAUAUACUUGAAGAAAAAAAAUGAUGUUUGUUACUAUUGCGUAAACGCUAUUUAAUAAGUUCAGAAAUGUUCUUGGAAAACGUACUUCUGUCGUUCAAAACACGAAUUUUUUACUCAGGAUAGACCCGGGAGAGA
This is a messenger RNA of Exaiptasia diaphana, 3327 nucleotides long. Its product is annotated as octopamine receptor-like. The record is from RefSeq and is a predicted model, not a curated record. The coding region runs from base 523 to 1665 and encodes 380 amino acids. Gene Ontology annotation, molecular function: G protein-coupled receptor activity. NCBI's taxonomy places the organism in Eukaryota, Metazoa, Cnidaria, Anthozoa, Actiniaria, Aiptasiidae. The transcript has a single exon. Gene Ontology annotation, cellular component: membrane. Gene Ontology annotation, biological process: G protein-coupled receptor signaling pathway.